AUGGCUCCCGAAGUCACGAUUGAUGUCGUUAUCUAUGUCUGUAUUGUGCUUACUUGUGCCUCUGUAUUAUUGAGGACCCUGGUCAGGUACAAAUGGCUCGAUGUUGGAAUGAGGGCGGAAGACUGGUUGAUGGUUGUCGCAUUGNNGUCGGUCUGCUGCUAUAUCAGCAUGAAUAUCACUUUGUUGACCCCUUUGCAACAGGUGUUCUACUUGCUCUUCUGCGCAAUGAUCAUUGCCAUGACUAUGGUUGAACAUCAGAACCCAAUUUUGACAGAAACCAGUGCAGAUUUGGUACUGCUGCUACUGUCCAUUGGAGAGUUCCUCUUCAUAGUGGCGUCUGUUGCCUUCAAAAUUUCAAUAGCGAUCUUCUUUGGGCGUUUCCUCAUCGAUCGCACACAACACCUUAUAAUACUGGGCAUCACGGGCCUGUACUGUAUCAUAGCUACGGUCGGCUUCUUCAUCUGUCUGCUACAAUGCGGCGCACCCGUCCACUUGGCCAUGCAAGAGAUCAAUGGCAAGUGCAUUCCCAUACCGUGGUUCCUAGGACUUCUCUAUACCCACGGUGCGCUGUCAGCAUUCUCGGACUAG
Aureobasidium musti is the source of this 588-nucleotide messenger RNA. NCBI's taxonomy places the organism in Eukaryota, Fungi, Ascomycota, Dothideomycetes, Dothideales, Saccotheciaceae. The record is from the annotation of a GenBank genome assembly.